AUGCUCGAAAGCCUCCAGCAAGAAGAGGCAAGGCCACCUCAUAGAGGGAAGCAGAGGGAUGGCAAGGGGAAGGCAAGGUCGAUGCACUCUGUGCACUCAGUUGAUGCACUUCAAGGGGUCCAGCAUGCUCUGAGGAGGAGUGGUCAGAUGGGAACAUUGGUCGACUUUGGUGGUCCUAGGGGGGACAAACACCACUUCAAGGGUCCAGCGUGCCAUGAUGGGGAGUGGUCAGACAGGAUCAUUGGUUGUAUUACAAGACAUGCAAUUGACAUAGGAGAGUCAGGCAAAGAUGGGUGUCCCAGUCAAUGUGGACAGGGGCUUUGGUUCUGGAACAGUGUUCUUCGGUCAAUUGCAAUUGAGCUAGGGGGGAUGAACACCAUGUCAAGCAGCCCAGCAUGCUCCAAGGGGGAGUGGUCAGAUGGGAACAUCAGAAUGUUAUAA
Molecule: messenger RNA, 441 nt
Organism: Pisolithus orientalis
Lineage: Eukaryota; Fungi; Basidiomycota; Agaricomycetes; Boletales; Pisolithaceae
Exons: 6
Coding region: 1-441 (146 amino acids)
Source: RefSeq, a predicted model, not a curated record